GGGAAGUGCUUUGUGUCAAAUUUUCUUUUGACGGGGCCCACGCUGUCCCCAUUCAGUUGUUCAACUGACACAGAUUUCUGCAGAUGGCCAAACCCCCACCUUCUCCGUCUUUCAAAGCUCGAAAUUAGGGUUCUUGUAGUUUCCUUAUCCCUCUCAUUCUUACUCGAACUCUGCUCAUCUCUUUGGAAAAUUGAAACAAUGGGCAAUACAUCUUCAAUGCUCACUCAGUACGACAUCGAAGAGGUUCAAGAGCAUUGUAAUCACACCUUUUCUCAGCAGGAGAUAGUCUCGCUCUAUCAGAGGUUCUGUCAACUCGAUCGCAACAGUGGUGGCUUCAUCUCCGCCGAUGAGUUCUUGUCAGUACCUGAAUUCGCCGUCAAUCCUCUCUCUCAGAGAUUGUUCAGGAUGGUGGAUGGAUUGAAUUUCAAGGAAUUUGUAGCAUUCUUGUCGACAUUUAGUUCUCGUGCAAGUUUACAACAAAAAGUAGAAUUCAUCUUCAAGGUUUAUGAUUCAGAUGGUAACGGGAAGGUUGCAUUCAAUGAUAUGUUGGAUGUUUUGCGGGAUUUGACCGGACAAUUUAUAUCUGAGCCACAAAGGGAGCAAGUUUUGACCCAUGUGCUUGAGGAAGCUGGCUACACAAAGGAUUCUUUGUUAGGUCCAUCAGACUUUAUGAAGAUUCUUGGAAACUCUGAUUUGAAGAUGGAGGUUGAGGUCCCGGUUGAUUAACUGAGGAUAAUGAUUGUUGGAGUGACAGUUUCUUAAAUAAUCGAGCUCCAAGUCGGCUGUUUGUUGUUUGCAAUGUUGUAUAAAAAAAAAAAUGUGUUCCCUAGUUAUGUUGGUAGUUUACGCCGAUUGCGUUUAGUUUCAUGGUAUGUUGUCACUCUCCCAUUGUUUGCUUUGUUAGCUGUUGCAGUUGAACUGAGAAGACAAAUUGAUCAUUUAUUUGAUAGGUGCAUGGCACUAACUUCUUCCAUCAU
Molecule: messenger RNA, 977 nt
Organism: Camellia sinensis
Lineage: Eukaryota; Viridiplantae; Streptophyta; Magnoliopsida; Ericales; Theaceae
Molecular function (GO): calcium ion binding
Source: RefSeq, a predicted model, not a curated record